AAGGUGAGCAGAGCCACAACGACGAAGACUAACUGUUUUUGCUGGUGGGUGGAAAGACGGCAUCCGGCCUCCGAGGAAGAAGAGCAGAGCAAGGUCUGGUAGUCGGGAGGAAAUAACCCUAAAUCUUUCUGGCAGACAUGGAGAAGAUGAAGCGUUUCCGCCGGCGGCUCUCCCUCACCCUGCACACCAGCCACACCAUCGACGAGUCCCUGUCGGAGCUCGCAGAGCAGAUGACCAUAGAGGACAACGGCUCUAUAGACAGCGAGCCCAUUGUGCGUAACGGCCGCCCGCCCACCUCCCACAGCAUGCAGUCCUUCCUGCAGCAGUACACCGGCUCCUUCAAGAAGCCUCCGCUACGGCGACCACACAGCGUGAUCGGGGGCAGUCUGGGCUCCUUCAUGGCCAUGCCCCGCAAUGGCAGCCGCCUGGACAUAGUCCAUGAGAACCUAAAGAUGGGCUCAGAUGGAGAGAGUGACCAGGCGUCCGGGACGUCGUCAGAUGAGGUCCAGUCGCCCACCGGGGUCUGCCUGAGGAGUAGGGUCCAGCGCCGCAUCUCCAUGGAGGACCUGAACAAGCGCCUGUCUCUGCCUGCUGACAUCCGUAUUCCUGACGGCUACCUGGAGAAGAUGCAGCUGAGUAGCCCCUCAUUCCAGCUGCCCCUCAGCCGGCGCUCCCGCAGAGUGUCCCUGUCGGAGAUUGGCUUUGGGAAGCUGGAGACGUACAUCAAACUGGACAAACUGGGAGAGGGGACCUACGCUACAGUGUUUAAGGGGCGCAGUAAGCUGACUGACAACCUGGUGGCGCUGAAGGAGAUCAGACUGGAGCACGAGGAGGGUGCUCCCUGCACAGCCAUCAGGGAGGUGUCGUUGCUGAAGGACUUGAAGCACGCCAACAUAGUGACCUUACACGACAUCGUGCACACCGAGAAGAGCCUCACGCUUGUCUUCGAGUACCUGGACAAGGACCUGAAGCAGUACAUGGACGACUGUGGGAACAUCAUGAGCAUGCAUAACGUGAAGAUCUUCCUGUUCCAGAUCUUGCGGGGCCUGUCCUACUGCCACAAGAGGAAAGUUCUCCACCGCGACCUGAAGCCCCAGAACCUGCUCAUUAACGAGAAAGGAGAACUCAAACUGGCCGACUUUGGUCUGGCCCGAGCCAAGUCUGUCCCCACUAAGACGUACUCUAACGAGGUGGUGACCCUGUGGUACCGCCCCCCCGACGUCUUGCUGGGAUCCUCAGAGUACUCAACCCAGAUCGACAUGUGGGGGGUGGGGUGUAUCUUCUAUGAGAUGGCUGCAGGUCGGCCUCUGUUCCCAGGCUCCACCGUGGAGGACGAGCUGCACCUCAUAUUCAGGCUGCUAGGAACCCCGUCAGAGGAGAACUGGUCGGGGAUCUCCUCCAUUGAAGAGUUCAAGUCUUACAAGUUCCCCAAAUACAAACCCCAACCCUUCAUCAACCACGCACCCAGGUUGGACAGUGAAGGCAUUGAGCUGGUGUUAUCGUUUCUGAGAUUUGAGUCCAAGAAGAGGAUUUCAGCUGAAGAGUCGAUGAAGCAUGCCUACUUUAAGAGUCUGGGGACGAGGAUACACACCCUGCCUGAGAGUAUAUCAAUAUUUACCCUCAAGGAUGUUCAGCUUCAGAGAGACCCAGGCUACCGGAAUUCUUCAUAUUCAGAUUCAGGCAACAGUAAGAACAGAAGACAGAGCAUGCUGUUCUAGACUCUCUGCCUGAGGAACAUGAUCAAGAUGCCCCAGCCACCCUGGCUACCCCUCUCCACCCUCCCACCCCCACCAACACCCCUGAUGGAGUAGGCUGGAGCUGUUCCUCUCCUCCACCCUCCGCAUGAGCCCCCCUCCCCCCUAGACGGAGCACACAUCCUCACCCCUCUCACC
Messenger RNA from Hypomesus transpacificus, 1892 nucleotides. It is a transcript of the gene cdk17, whose product is annotated as cyclin-dependent kinase 17. The record is from RefSeq and is a predicted model, not a curated record. Gene Ontology annotation, biological process: protein phosphorylation. Gene Ontology annotation, molecular function: ATP binding; protein kinase activity. Gene Ontology annotation, cellular component: nucleus; cytoplasm. Lineage: Eukaryota; Metazoa; Chordata; Actinopteri; Osmeriformes; Osmeridae.